GAAAGCGCAAGAAGCUUGGGCCCCCGACAGCAUGUGUCUUCUCUUACUUCAGCUGCUGGUGCUCCUGCCUCUAGGGAGGGCUGCACAGCGAGAUGGCCGCCCAAGUCCUAGUUCUGGCUCCCCUGUGCUCUCAGAACGGGAUCACAGAGAGCUCCCCCUUGACAACCACGAGGAUGCCGAGGAGAAGCCAGACCUUUUUGUCGCGGUGCCCCACCUCGUAGGGGUAGGAGAAGGCCAGAGGCAGAGAGGGAAGAUGCUAUCCAAGUUCGGCAGGUUCUGGAAGAAGCCCGAGAGAGACCUGCAUCCACCCCAGGACUUGGUCCCUGAGCGCAUCCCACCUGGGACCCACAGCGUCACCCAGCCCAGAGAUGGGACGCAGAUGGAGAGAUCUCCUCUUCGGGAAGAGGCCAGGAAAUUCUGGCACCACUUCAUGUUCAGAAUGAGCCCAGCCUCUCAGGGGAUCAUCCUGCCCAUCAAAAGCCAUGAAGUACAUCAGGAGACCUGUAGGACAGUGCCCUUCGGCCAGACAAUCACCCAUGAAGACUGUGAGAAAGUUGUUGUACAGAACAACCUUUGCUUUGGAAAAUGUGGGUCCAUUCAUUUACCUGGAGCUCCACAACACUCCCACAUGUUCUGCUCCCACUGCUCGCCUGCCAAGUUCACCACAAUGCACUUGCAGCUGAACUGCACCAGCCUUGUCCCUGUGGUCAAGGUGGUGAUGCUGGUGGAGGAGUGCCAGUGCAAGAUGAAGACUGAACAUGAGCAUGGACACCUCCUCCAGGCAGGCUCCCGGGCAGAAUUUCAUGCCCAGGAUCCCUUCAUCCCAGGAUUUUCUACUUAA
Molecule: messenger RNA, 841 nt
Organism: Mustela lutreola (European mink)
Lineage: Eukaryota; Metazoa; Chordata; Mammalia; Carnivora; Mustelidae
Gene: CER1
Product: cerberus 1, DAN family BMP antagonist
Exons: 2
Coding region: 32-841 (269 amino acids)
Biological process (GO): signal transduction involved in regulation of gene expression; determination of heart left/right asymmetry
Molecular function (GO): morphogen activity
Source: RefSeq, a predicted model, not a curated record